Dothidotthia symphoricarpi CBS 119687 is the source of this 1344-nucleotide messenger RNA. RefSeq lists its product as uncharacterized. Lineage: Eukaryota; Fungi; Ascomycota; Dothideomycetes; Pleosporales; Dothidotthiaceae. The coding region runs from base 1 to 1344 and encodes 447 amino acids. Gene Ontology annotation, molecular function: intramolecular lyase activity. The record is from RefSeq and is a predicted model, not a curated record. The transcript has a single exon.
AUGAUUCCCGCCGCCCGACGACCCGUCUUCCGCUGCCUGAACGUCCGGCCGACUGCGCGCCCAACCGCGCAGUCCCGAAACACCUCCCGCUAUGUCAACAUCAAAGCGACCAAGCCAAAGGGCCCGCAACUCCCCGAGGAGGACUUCGUCUCAGUGCACCGCGCAGAAGCACUACGGCGCGCAGCACACCUCCGCAAGCGCAACUGGCUAGCCCUCGGCGCCGCCCUCUCCAUGAUGGCCCCCAUAUUCCUCGUGCGCAUGUGGGACGUCCCGCUGGAGAAGGAGAAAGACCCAGACACGACGACGCACACCGAGACACAGCACAACAUAGCAGACAUGCUCAUGGGCCCGCCCACAAAGGCAGACGCCCCCCGCAAAGCAGCAGAAGAGUUCCAGGGCAAGAAGAUCGUCAUCGCCGCGGGCGACAAAGUCAUCGCCGCCCCCGCCUCCUCGGACAACCCGCAAGCCACCGACCCCGACGCCGUCGAACUCGUCGAAACAGGCUCCUCCUACGUCCCCUACUUCCCACGCACCAUCACCCUCCCCACCCAAUCCACCACGCCCAGCACCUCCCCCACAGAAGAAGAAUACCAGCUCCUCGGCCUCGGCAUCCGCAAAGUCUCCUUCCUACGCGUCCAAGUCUACGUCGUAGGCCUGUACGUCAAAACGUCCGACCUAUCCAUCCUGCAAAACCACCUAAUCAACACCGUCAACCCCGCAGCCUCAGCCCUCAUCCCAGGCGAAAAAGAAGACCUCCGCACCGCGCUCCUCGACCCACAGAAAAGCCAACACAUCUGGGAAGCCAUACUCUCCCAACGCGGACCCCACGCAGUCAACAUGGCGUUCCGCAUCGUCCCCUGCCGCGGCACAGACUUCAAACACCUCCAAGACGGAUGGAUGCGCGGCAUCGCUUCCCGCACAGAUGAAGUCCGCCGCAAGCAAGCGGACCUGCUGCGCCAACAGGCUGUGGAGAAUAAAACUAUCCGCCUCCCCCAGCCGGUCGACGAGGGCGAGUUCGCGGACGAAGCGUUUGGUUUGGCGAUGAAGGCGUUUAAGGGCUUGUUUCAGGGCCGCGGGAAGGCGCCGAAGGGGAGCGUUAUUGUGCUUAUGAGGGAUGGGGAGGGGGUGUUGGGUGCGCUUUAUCAGCCCCUCACCAAAACAGAUAAACUGGCCCAGUCGGCGUUUCUGGGUAGUGUGAAGGAUGAGCGUGUUAGUAAGUUGGUUUGGCUGAUGUAUCUUGCGGGAGAGAAUGUUAGCUCGGAGCCUGCGAGACGGAGUGUGGUGGAGGGGUGUGUGGGGAUUGUUGAACGGCCUGUUGGGACGGUGGAGGGGAGGGUGCUGUAG